Molecule: messenger RNA, 792 nt
Organism: Paramecium pentaurelia
Lineage: Eukaryota; Ciliophora; Oligohymenophorea; Peniculida; Parameciidae
Source: the annotation of a GenBank genome assembly
AUGCAUCCACAUUAUUUUCCUUAUAAAUUCACUUAAUACCAUUACUAAACCCCUCCAUACCUUUACCCACAAUAUUUACAACCACAAUAUUACAAUUAAAAUAAUUUUCUACAAUACAAACACCCUUAAUUUCAAUAUGCACCUUUACCAACUCAAUAAUAGCAAUAUAUUCUCAUCUCAGAUGAUGAAGAAUGUGUACCAAUCCAAAAAAUUGAUAAACCCAUUCCAACCUAAACCAUUAAUGCAACUCAAACCCAAAAAAAAACAGUCAAAUUGCUAGACCUUGAUACCCUUGAAGCAUAAGGAAAGCUAUAUGAUUAUGAAAGUUCUCAAUCCCCUCCAUUACCUAAGCGAAUCAUUAAAAAACCACCAAAACCUAUCUAUAAACCUUAGAGAAGGAAAUAAAUCAAAAUACGCAAAGAACCGAUUAGACAUACUCAUUAAAAGAUUAAACACGUGUAAAUUGGAAUUUAAAGAUAAUAGCUUAAUUAUUCUUAAUCAAAUGUAAAGGCAAAAUUCAUUAAAAUUUAUGAGAAACAAGAAGAUAAUUGUAUAAAUCAUUUUAAAUUUACAUAGUUUCUAAAUUAUUUGAUUAAUUAAAACUUAAUUUUUAAGAAGCUAAUGAUGAAGAUAUUGCAAUUGUUCUUAAUAUGGUUGGUAAAGAUUAUUAAAAGGCUGAAACAUUUAUAAAUUAAAACUCAUUGUUUCUUCAAUAAUACCUUCAAAGUAAUUAAUAAUAUUAAUCUAGAUUAUAAAGAUUUAUCCGAAGAUGACUCUACUAUCAAAAAAUGA